AUGUCGUCUAUCGACGAACCGGUCGUCGCGCCUGCUCCUGCCGAAGUCCCCGUGGAGGUAGAUGAGAAUGAACCCCCGGCUACUCCAGUAGAGCCUGUGGUCUCUGGGGGCGAGGAGGCAGUCAAAUCUAGCCCCGAGGUAGUAAAGUCUAGCCCCGAGGCAGUCAAAGAAGCACCCAAGGCCUCUCCGACCAAGGCCAGCUCUGGCGCAACCGCCACAGCCAAGCGUCCUGUGUCGGGAACUGCUGCCACUAAGCGGCCCACCUCGUCGUCCGCAUCGAAGCCCACCACGGGAACUUCUCGCCCAAGCACUAGCAGCAGCAGCACCUUGAACAAGCCGCCCACUCGCCCCACGACUACUACCGCGACCCGCAAGCCGCUGAGUACCUCUACCACUUCGUCCCACCGGUCUCGGAUGUCUGUCAGCAGCUCUGCCGACGAAAAGCCUCGCUCCGUGGCCAGCUCUGGGGAUGAAAAGCGCGGUAUCUCUGGCACGGCAAAGCGUAUGUCCAUGGCUGGUACCGCUUCCACUCGCGCUCCUUUAAGACCUUCCCCUUCUGUCGACCGCCGAUCAAGUGUGGCUAGCACCACCGCGGAACGAAAGCCUCCUGUUACAGCCUCACGCACUGCGACCUCGACAAGCAAGCCCGUGGGCCGAUUGACCUCCGCGACUGCUGCUCCUUCUCGAACCGCUACUUCUACAUCGGCUACACGACCGACUACCACUCGGCCUACUUCAACCACAAGCACAGUUCGCUCCUCUACUGCCGCGGACCCCAAGAAGCGACUGAGUACGGUUUCUGGCACCACUGCCCGUGGAGGUGAGUCCGAGAAGCUGCAGGCCCUUCAGACAAAGUUGUCUGAGAGCGAGGAGACUGUGGCCAGCUUGAAGACUGAGCUCGAGGGUGUCAACGAGAAGCUCACCCAGCUGUCCCUUUCAGCCGAGGAGCCCUCAGGCAACACUGGUGCCACUGAAGCUAGCAACGCGGAACACGUCGCAGAGAUCGAAAGAUUGACUUCAGCUCACGCCGAGGAGCUUCAGGCUCUGACUGUACGACUGGAAGAGGCUGAGACCCAGCGCAAAGAGCUGGAAGAGAGUUCCCAGAAGGACCUUGAGGAGGCUAGACGAUCUGCUUCAGCCCAGGGCGAUGAUAAAACAGUUGCUCUGCUCGACGAGCUUAAGGCAACCCACCAAACUCAGCUGGAGGCAAUCGAAAAGGAGUUGGCGGAACACAAAUCUUCCGCUGCCCACUUUGAGGAGCAAAUCACCGCGCUCAAGAAUGAACUUGAGGCCCAGAAGGCCGCUCUCGCGGAAGAGAAGGCCCGUGAACUCGAACAUUUCGAACGCGAACUUAAGGGUCGGGAUCAGGUUAUGGAGAACCUGAACCAGGAGAUCGUGAAACUGAACACCAUCAAGGACCAGGAGGUUCGCGCUGCCGGGGAGAGUGCUAAGCAGAGUGUCGCCAGCCUUCAGGAGCAUGUAGCAUCCCUCGAGACGAAACUUGUUGAAGCCGAGUCUGCUACCAAGGAGAACCCUGAGCAGACAUCUUCGCUCGCCGAGAAGGACCAAGAGAUCACCGACCUCAAGCAGGCUAUUGAGGCAGCCCACAAGGAGAUCAAGGAAGCUAACGAGGCUGCAGCCUCUCAAUUAAACUUUGAGGUCGAGCAGCUUGGAUCUGCUCAUGAUGCCGCAAUUGCUCAGCUCAAGGCUGAACACGAUGCCGCAAUCAGCUCUCUCUCUACAAAGCACGCCGAAGAACUUGACGGCGCCUCCAAGGUGGCUGAAUCGAGCGGUACCGAGCACACCGAGCAACUUCAAGCCCUCCGCGAUGCCCUUGAGGCCUCAAAAAUUACUGCCCAUCAGUCCCAACAAGACGCCAUCGCCGAGCUGAAGACUGCGCACGAGGCGGAGCUGAAGUCCUUGCAAGAUAAGCUCGACGCCUCGGAGAACACUGCCCAGCAGGGACAAGAGCAUGUCGUUGCGGAGCUGAAGAUUGCCCACGAGGCCGAGUUGAAAUCGCUACAAGAUAAGCUUGAUGUCUCAGAAGCCGCUCUGGCCGAGAGCCGCCGCGCGUUGGAGGAGGGCAAUGCUUCUGCCCAAGAUCUCGCCGUGCAGGAAAUUGACGCUCUUCGCAGCAAGUGCGAGUCGCUGGAGGCGCAAUUGACCUCAGGCACUGGCAAGAUUAACGCGCUCCUUGAAGAAAUGCAAAGCAAACAGGCUGAGGCUGAAGCCAUUCACCGCACUCUCCGUGAUGUCGAAGACCAUUCUAAGCAAGAGAGUGCCCAAAAGGACAACAAGAUGAGGGCUCUUGAGGAGAAGGCCGCAGAAGCUACAUUCCUUCUUGAUCAGCACACCGCGCAGGCCGCCGGUGUAUCCGAGGCGCACGCAAAGGAGCUUGAAGAGUUGAAGGCCCAACAUGCUACCCAGCUUGCAUCCGAGCUCCAGCAGGCUAAGGAAGCCUCAGGCUCACAUGAUACUGCUUUGAGUGACCUCCAGGCUCAGUACGAUGAGCUGCUUGCCUCUAGCAAGGGGUUGGAAUCCGAGCACGCCACUCGAGCCCAAUCGAUGGAGGCCGAGUUGAAGGCCGCGCUCGAAAGCCAUGCGAGUGAGAUCGCCACCCACACCGAGGGUCACACUGAGCUGCAGAAGCAGUUUGAGGAGACCCAGACCAAGUUGCAAGCUGAGCUUGCUACUUUGCAGAGCUCCAACAAGGCGGAUGCUGAACUUCACGCCAAGCAAAUCGCUGAACUGCAGACUGGCUUCGAGGAAACCAAGGCCAAGCUUCAGGCUGAACUUGAAGCUACUCAAAGCUCUAAGGCUGCUGACUCCGAUGCCGAACACAGCAAAGCGAUCGAGGAGCUUCUCACCAUGUACGAGUCCAAGCUUUCUGGCCUCCGGGAGGAACUCGAGGCAUCUUCCAAGUCUAAGAUUGAAGAGCUCCAGAAGGCCCACGAUGCGGCCCUGGCCAGUGCCAACGAGCAACUGUCUCUCGCCCAUGCCGCUGCCCAAGAUACUUCUGCUCUGGAGAAAUUGCAGGCCACCGUCGCGGAUCUCGAGAGUAAGCUCGCUGAUUCCGAAAAGGCCCACAUCGCGGUCCAGGAAUCUGCUACAUCUGCUUCAAGAGAUAUCGAGGAGCGGUAUGCAACUGAGCUUGCCACUAUUCAGACUGAGCAUGCUGCUCUGACUGAGAAAUAUCAAGCCACCGUCACACAGCUUGGCGAGCUACAGAAGUCUGCUGUUGAUUCUGACAGCCAAAAAUCGCACCUUGAGUCUAUCAUGAAGCAGCUCUCUGAGUCUCGCGAUCAGCUUUUGAAGACAAAGGCGGAUAACGCUUCCCUCGCCGACUCUCUGGUUGAUUGCAAGAGCCAGAACAAGACACUCGCAGAGAAGCAAGAGGCCGGCGAACGGGAUCUCAACGAUCAAAUUGACAAGAACAUGGGUCUCCUUGAGCAGCUUGGUCAAUUUGACUCUGACAUCUCCACCAGCCGACGACGAGUUCGUGAGCUUGAGACGGAGCUUGCAGUGCUGAAGGCAGACAGUGCAGACAAGAGCAGCACUUCAGGACUAGGAGCCAGCAGGUGGGCUACAGCCGAUGAGGGUAGCGAGAACGCUGAAGAUGGGGGUCCAGCCACAACGGAAGGUGAGGACCUAGGCCCAUCCAUUGAGGGAACGAUGGCAAGCAUACAGGAACAGCUUAAGCACGUCCGAACGGCCCACGAUGAUUGGCACAGCGAGCAUGGCAGACUCCUUGGCCAGCUUGCCAACAUUUCACAGCAAGCGUCUCCCGCCCGUAGCCUCUCCACAACCCCCCUUUCGGCUAUUUCCGAGGUGCCACCAUCAGCCAGAGAGCCAGAACCAGCCCGGACCCGCGCAGCAACAGUCUCAUUCUUCGGUAAAGGCUAA
This is a messenger RNA of Penicillium brevicompactum, 3903 nucleotides long. Its product is annotated as M protein repeat protein. Gene Ontology annotation, biological process: Golgi vesicle transport. Bases 1 to 3903 code for a protein of 1300 amino acids. Lineage: Eukaryota; Fungi; Ascomycota; Eurotiomycetes; Eurotiales; Aspergillaceae. Gene Ontology annotation, molecular function: small GTPase binding. The transcript has 3 exons. Gene Ontology annotation, cellular component: Golgi apparatus. The record is from RefSeq and is a predicted model, not a curated record.